AUGGGGUCCCACCGGCAAUGGUCUCCUGCCAACCCCCGCGUGGGGUCCCACCGGCAACGGUCUCCUGCCAACCCCCUUGUGGGGUCAUGCCGGCAACGGUCUCCUGCCAACCCCCCCAUGGGGUCCCGCUGGCAAUGGUCUCCUGCCAACCCCACCGUGGGGUCCCACCGGCAACGGUCUCCUGCCAACCCCCGCGUGGGGUCCCACCGGCAACGGUCUCCUGCCAACCCCCACAUGGGGUCCCGCCGGCAACGGUCUCCUGCCAACUCCCCGGGGUCCCACAGGCAACAGUCUCCUGCCAACUCCACCGGGUCUCAUCAGCAACGGUCUCCUGCCAACCCCCCGGGGUCCUGCCGGCAACGGUCUCCUCCCAACCCCCCUGGGUCCCGCCGGCAACGGUCUCCUGCCAACUCCCAUGGGUUUUACCGGCAACAGUCUCCUGCCAACCCUCCUGAGGGGUCCUGCUGGCAACGGUCUCCUGCCAACCCCCCCAUGGGGUCCCGCCGGCAACGGUCUCCUGCUAACUUCCCGGGGUCCCACAGGCAACGGUCUCCUGCCAACUCCGCCGGGUCUCAUCAGCAACGGUCUCCUGCCAACCCCCCGGGGUCCUGCCAGCAACGGUCUCCUGCAAACCCCCCUGGGUCCCGCCAGCAACGGUCUCCUGCCAACUCCCAUGGGUUUUACCGGCAACAGUCUCCUGCCAACCCUCCUGAGGGGUCCUGCCGGCAACGGGCUUAUGUCAACCCCCCCGUGGGGUCCCGCUGCCACCGGUCCACAGUCCGGCCUCCUGCCAAGCCUCCAGAGGGGUCCUGCCAGCAGUGGUCUCCUGUCAACCCUCCCGUGGGGUCCUGCUGGCGCCCGUCCCUGGUCCGGCCUCCUGCCAGGCAUCCAGAGUGGUCCCGCCGCCAACGGCCUCCUGCCUAG
This is a messenger RNA of Acanthochromis polyacanthus (spiny chromis), 924 nucleotides long. RefSeq names its product proline-rich protein 2-like. The record is from RefSeq and is a predicted model, not a curated record. The transcript has a single exon. Lineage: Eukaryota; Metazoa; Chordata; Actinopteri; Pomacentridae. The coding region runs from base 1 to 924 and encodes 307 amino acids.